ACGCAGCGUUGCGUUGUCAAUCGGAGAGACUAUAGAAUGAGAACUGUUUGGAUAGGAUAAGCAAUUACCAAGCUCUGGAGCUCUUUGCGGUCUGUUUGGUUCUUGAGAAACGGUAGUAGAAUAGAAGACACAGGAAAUAUGGCUCAAACACUGGCAAUGCCUGUGGCACCUUCGCUAUCACUAAUAUGCAACGGUUGGAGAAAUAAUUCUCUCUCUACCUUCGUCUCUCUUCCAAUCUCAAACCCUCCUAAGAUCCAUGGUUUAAGCAUCCAGUGCGCACGUGUUGGAGGUGUGGAGAUUCCUAACAACAAGAGGGUUGAAUACUCCCUUCAGUACAUCCAUGGAGUUGGCCGCUCAAGGGCUCGCAAAAUUCUCUCUGAUCUUAGCAUGCAGAACAAAAUCACCAAGGACUUGUCUGAGGAGGAGCUCAUUACUCUUCGUGAUGAAGUGUCCAAGUACAUGAUUGAAGGCGAUUUGAGACGGUUCAAUGCUCUCAACAUAAGGAGGUUGAAGGAGAUUCAGUGCUAUAGAGGGAUAAGACAUAUUCAGGGUUUACCAUGCAGGGGACAGCGCACUAAGAACAAUUGCCGAACCUUGAAGGGUAAGAGAGUCACUGUUGCAGGGAAGAAGAAAGCCCCCCGUUAACCAUGCAGGUUCCAUUUCUUUUAUUUGGUUGGUAAAAUUAUGAUCUUAAUUCUAGUGGAAAUCACUCUGUACUCCUAACACAUUUACUUGAGUUAAUGAAAUUGAGUUUAUGAUCUCUUGAA
Hevea brasiliensis (rubber tree) is the source of this 767-nucleotide messenger RNA. Its product is annotated as 30S ribosomal protein S13, chloroplastic. Gene Ontology annotation, cellular component: mitochondrion; small ribosomal subunit; ribosome. Gene Ontology annotation, molecular function: RNA binding; structural constituent of ribosome. NCBI's taxonomy places the organism in Eukaryota, Viridiplantae, Streptophyta, Magnoliopsida, Malpighiales, Euphorbiaceae. The transcript has 3 exons. Gene Ontology annotation, biological process: translation. The record is from RefSeq and is a predicted model, not a curated record. Bases 139 to 645 code for a protein of 168 amino acids.